GCCAAUCAGCGGUGGCUGGACGUUCCAAGCGGGGAAGCUUUGAGCGUGUGGUGUCGGUGGGGAACCCUCGGAGCUCAGACCCGGCCACCGCCUGCUCCCCCGACCAUGCUGCUGAACAAGAAGAAGGAAGCGGGCGCCCGAAGAGCAACGCACUCGGUGCUGAGCGAGGAGACGGUGAUCGCCGUGGAGUUCAGCCCUUUCGACAGCUGCGACGCCGGCACCCUCAUCGCCUACGGAGGGGACAACUACGUGGUGGUGGGCAGCUGUCGCUUCCAGGAAGAAGAUGCGGAUGUUAAAGGUAUGGAGUACAAGACCCUGCAGACCUUUUACAGAGGAGUACGUGUGGGUGCCAUUGCCUGGAGCCCAGAGACAAAGAUUGACACACUGGCGCCCCUGGUAAAGUUAUGCACAGCGGACACCGACAGGAAGUUACGGCUACUGACUUCUGAUCUGAAAGGCAGCACGUGGAAGGUCAUUGAAGGUCACACAGAUUACAUCAACGACCUGGUCUUCGAGCCCAUCAAUGGUAAACAGGUAGCGAGCGUGAGUGACGACCACACAUGCCGUAUCUGGGACCUCGAUGGAAAUCAAAAGACUUCAUUUCUGCUUCACUCUCCGGGAAUGAGCUUGUGUUGGCACCCUGAAGAAGUCUUCAAGCUGAUGGUGGCAGAGAAGAACGGGACCAUCCGCUUUUACGAUCUGGUGACGCAGCAGGCCAUUCUGUCACUGGACUGUGGGCAGAUGCCGCUGAUGUCGGCUGACUGGUGUCUAGGGAACACGAUUAAAGUUGGCGCAGUAGCGGGGAAUGACUGGCUGAUCUGGGACAUCACCCGCUCCAGUUAUCCCCAGGAAAAACGACCAUCGCACUUAGAUGGAGCUCAGAGAUUUCGGUGGUCAAAAACAAAUGAAAAUCUUUUUGCAACAAUUGGCUACCCUGGCAAGAUGGACAGUCAACUCCUUGUGCACCAUUUAGGUCAUCCACAGGCGAUCCUAGUCGGCUCUGCCCCUGUUGCUUCAGGAAUAAGCUGGCAUCGGACACUCCCAUUAUGUGCCAUCGGCGGAGAUCGGAAUGUUUUAUUUUGGAUGACGGAAAUGUAGAGAAGAUCCUUUUUGUCUGUUCAUUCACACUGUGGAACAUCUUAAAUGUGAGAUUUGUUGCUGUGCAGGGAGCUGGUACAGUCUCGGUACCAAAGCACCUCAUCUGCUCCAUUCGAGAAGGCCUCAAUUUGAAACAUUAAAGUUCUUGUUUUUUGUGAAUCUCACAUUGGCACACAACUUACCUUUAUGCCACACCUUUAAUAUUAAUGAAGCAGCCCGUGGUGUUCAUGCAGACCAAUGAGACAAAGAGGCAGAUGAUGUAAACACAAGAGCUCAGAAUCAGGUUUAUUAUCACCAGCAUGUGACGUGAAAUUUCUUAACUUAGCAGCAGCAGUUCAAUGUAAUACAUAAUCCAGCAGAGAGAAAAAUAAUAAUAAAUAAAAAGUAAAUCAAUUACAUAAUUUGAAUAGGUUAAAAAAAGUGCAAAAACAGAAGUACUGUAUGUUGAAAAGAAGUGAGGUAGUGUCCAAAGAUUUAAUGUCCAUUUAGGAUGGUGGAGGGGAAGAUGCUGUUCCUGAAUCACUGCGUAUGUGCCUUCAGGCUUCUGUAUCUCCUACCUGAUGGUAAUAGUGAGAAAAGGGCAUGCCCUGGGUGCUGGGGGUCCUUAAUAAUAGAUGCUGCCUUUUUGAGACACCACUCUCUGAAGAUGUCCUGGGUACUUUGUAGGCUAGUGCCCAAGAUGGAGCUGACUGGCUUUACAACCUUCUGCAGCUUCUUUUGGUCCUGUGCAGUAGCCCCUCCAUACCAGACAGUGAUGCAGCUUGUCAGAAUGCUCUCCACAGUACAACUAUAGAAGUUUUUGAGUGUAUUUGUUGACAUGCUAAAUCUCUUCAAACUCUUAAUAAAGUAUAGCCAUUGUCUUGUCUUCUUUAUAACUACAUUGAU
This is a messenger RNA of Hypanus sabinus (Atlantic stingray), 1983 nucleotides long. It is a transcript of the gene nup37, whose product is annotated as nucleoporin 37. NCBI's taxonomy places the organism in Eukaryota, Metazoa, Chordata, Chondrichthyes, Myliobatiformes, Dasyatidae. Gene Ontology annotation, cellular component: nuclear pore outer ring. Gene Ontology annotation, molecular function: protein binding. The transcript is spliced from 9 exons. The record is from RefSeq and is a predicted model, not a curated record. The coding region runs from base 106 to 1098 and encodes 330 amino acids.